AUGAUGCGAUCACGAGUUAAAAAGAACACCAUGUUGUUUGUACUGAUUUUUUCGCUCACGGCUGGUUUCUGCUCUGCUAAGGACAACAAACCACCAGACACCAAGGUAACUAUAUAUCAGAUAUUGCCACUACACAUUUUUUUUUUAUUACAGUUAGUUAACAUAUAAUACGUAAUUUCUAGUUUUCUCUAUAAACUAACAUUAUUUAACUGUAAUAAAAAAAAUGUGUAGUGGCAAUAUCUGAUAAACUAACUAAAUCAGUCUGAAGGUUGAUUAAGAAGACUACCAAAUUCAAACAAAAAAUUGAGAUGGUAUCAUUACUUGUACAACCUCGAUCACUAUUUUGAGAAGAGAGACAACAUUUUCACGUUUUAAACAAUCAAAAUCAACAAUUUUACAAAAACAGCUUCUUUACUGGAAAAUAAAUUUCUUUUUCCAAAAUCACAAUUGGCGAUAACAUUUAAAAAACCCAAUUAAAACUCGGAAAAUUAAGGAACUGCUUCCUGGCCUGGAUUGAAACGCUAGAUGACAGGUGAAAUUGUGAGGCGCUACUAGCAGUUUGUCACUGACUUUUUCUCUCUUUGGCAGCGUGUUCAAUCUUGUCCAUCUUGUAAUAAUGGUGGACAAACCGGGAUGUGGACAUACAUGACAUGUAUCCCAGGAGCCCCUGGGGCAUCUGGUCGAGAUGGAGCCAAAGGAGACCUCGGCAGCCCGGGGAAAACUGGGACCCAGGGACCACGAGGUGCUGACGGAAAGAAAGGAGCAAAGGGAGAGCCUGGGAUCCAGGGUUCCGCCGGACAAAAAGGACAGCGAGGGGCCAAAGGCGACAGUGGAACGCCACGAUUGGCUUCACAUUUGAACUGGAAGGAGUGUGCUUGGAAAAAGGGAUACGACACAGAUUCAGGACUGAUAUAUGUAAGUGCGGGUCGUCACUGUGAUACUCGAGUUUAAUAAUAUUCUAUUAGCUCGAAGCAAUUAAUUUUUAUUGAAAUGAUUCAUUGCUAUAAUUCUUUAGCCAGCACGCAGUCAGCGAUGAUGAUGGCUGCGUCUUUUGAAGCUACGUAGUUUUGUGUUAAGGCUGGGCGAUAAUCGGUUUUAUUACACUGUGUCCUUCUCUGUUAUUAAUUUUUUUGCUAACCUUAUGUACAUGAAUUUUUUGGUCGAACACCUUGUAUUAAUUAAUAUUGUACAACUGAUGUAUUAUUUUUUUGUAGACUGGAGUAAAUAAAAAUAAACUACAAUACGAAUGCUGUUUCUUUAUAUCUCGUUUAGAACUGUGACUUUGUGAAGAAAUACGCGGACACUUCCCUCCAUGUCUACUAUGCUGGUGUCCUCAGGAUUUACAACUGUAACGGCUGCUGUAGUCGUUGGUAUUUCACCUUUAAUGGAGCCGAGUGCAGCUCUCCUGGAACUAUUGACGGUGCAUUCUACAUGGCAACAGGCAGAAACCACGAUCUUCACCGUCACCGCCACAUUGAAGGUCACUGCAAUAACAUUCAGAAAGGAAAGGUGCGAGUGGGAUUCUCGGUUGGAAAAUGCGUCACAGUACAGAAGCUUGCUGACGCCUGGACUGGUUGGCAUUCAAUGAAUCGUAUCUUUAUUGAGGAAGUACCGAAAGCUCAGCAGUAA
Messenger RNA from Porites lobata, 1629 nucleotides. The record is from the annotation of a GenBank genome assembly. NCBI's taxonomy places the organism in Eukaryota, Metazoa, Cnidaria, Anthozoa, Scleractinia, Poritidae.